Molecule: messenger RNA, 6853 nt
Organism: Actinia tenebrosa (Australian red waratah sea anemone)
Lineage: Eukaryota; Metazoa; Cnidaria; Anthozoa; Actiniaria; Actiniidae
Product: pappalysin-1
Biological process (GO): cell surface receptor signaling pathway; proteolysis
Molecular function (GO): metalloendopeptidase activity
Source: RefSeq, a predicted model, not a curated record
GCAGUUAUUUUUAUUGAUUCUAUUUGUGAUCUUGAUUUUCUGUGAUGAUUUCAUCUACGGUAACUUCUAUAACCUCGUAAAAUUGAGGAACAACGUUGGCAGUAAUUAGGAAGGCGGCGUCUUUAAUAUGCUUCUCAAUGCGUAGGAGGGCAGGUUAUAGCUCAUUUUCCUCCAGUUUUGGACGUGCUUAAGUAUUGUGAUGACAAAUACCAUCAUUAUAACGUUUUAUUUAUCAAAUUGUAAAAAAAAGUGAUAGUGGACUAUCCCUGACACAGGAACGUACCUUAUGGUAACGCAAGGAUCUUAUUUCUAUGUCAACAAUUUCUUGAUGUAGUUGUAUUUCAACAUUGCGCUACUGCAUUCCUUCGGCUUUAAAUCAUUAAUAUCUUUAAAAUGAAUCAGGAAGCUUUGAGAAACAGUCCCUUGAGCUGCCACGCAGGCUAUUCACGUUGCAUUCUUAGUCAUAAUGACGCAAUAAAGGGGUAGGCUAGUCAGGGAAGGAACCGGGAAGGCGUUUCUCUGCUCUGCGUAAGGUCCAAACCCACGAAGAUUUUGCUUGCCAAAAACGAAAUAUUUGAUCUUACAGAUUUCUUAAAUCACUCUAACAUGUUGAAGUUUUAUUUAGUAAUGGAUAAACGACCUUUUUUAAGAGUACUUUUCGGGCUACCAGUCCUACUGAGCAUUGAUGACUAAGCCGUACUCUCCAAGUGUAAAUUACAUGGACUAAAAUUUGCUGAAGUGAGGUCCAGUGUUUCCUCCGCCUAGCAUAAACAGGUUUUCAAACGCCAGCCCCUUGAAAAUUAUAAAUUGUUUCAUCAUUACUUCGUGAACCCUUCUUGAUUAAGUUUUCGACUUGAUUAACGCUGUUUAAAAAAAUUUUUGUUGGAGUGAACCCUGAAGUACAGCGAGUUUUUCGUCGUUUUCUCAAAAUAACUUUAGUUUUUAGAAAACUUCGAACCGGAACUGAGAAUAGAAAUAUUUUUGUCUGAUCUUAAAUAUCAGUGGCAGUGAUGAAAGUAUUAGCUAGGUUAGCAUGGGGGGGAUUUCCGUUAAGAGACAGAGUGAAGUGGCAGGACUUGCACGUUCGCAUUCGUGUAUCAAGCUUGACCUUGGGCGGUCAAUAUACCACUGAUGAUAUAACGUCAAACAUUCUCAAGUAACAUCACAAAUUACUUCAUUCAGCGGAUUUGACUCACGAAAAAAGUUGUUGUUUUGUAAGCUGUUAAUUGCCGUAUUGCAUGCCUGAUGCAAAUCAAGGUUGCAAGUCUAAUGUGAUAAUAUGAUGUGUCGGCACGUCACUAAUUGGUUGUGAGGUCGGAAAGUCUUUGAUGAACUCGGUAUUACACGUAACAGCUUAUCUUUCUGUUUACAGCUAAGAGUCUCACUUAUGAUCCUGAAGUGUGUUUUCAUUCGUCUUAUUUAGUACUCUUAGCGUUAGAGUCGUCUGUUCUGAUCCAGGCUGCUGAUGUAAAGUGCAAUAACAUGGCUGUACGUAGUUGUAGAAGGAAAUCUUUAUCCAUAGCUGGUCUUCUGUUGGUAUUCGCUGUGCUGGCAUUGAAAACACGACCUAUGUCCACGACUCACAUUGACAAAGAACUAAAAUUACUUGAAGAGGAAGAGAGACGACACGAGGCAAGUUGUACUCACAACCGUCGCUUAAAGCGUCAUGAUCAAGCAAUGUUCCCUCCGACGCGGCCGACUGGAGCACGUUUUGGUAAAGCGCUUCGUUUUUUUGGAAGAGAAUUGAUUCGAUUCGCUGGUCAUCGCGUGGCUACUUUGAGAGAAUUUACUAUCGACUUUUGGAUGAAACCAGAAGGAGGUCAACAAUCUCCUGUCAGUGUUCUCGGGUUGUUUGACGACUGCUCCCUUCAAGCAUCAGAUAGAGGAUGGAGAAUAGGUCUCCAAGAAGCCUCGCCUGAGAAAAAUCUGCGUGUGUUCUUUAGCUUACGAGCUGCGCGAUUACACAAGAGUACCUCAAUCCUCUCACCUCUAAAUGUCGAGCCGAAUGUAUGGAUUCACAUUGCUGCUACCUACGAUGGCCGCAAGAUGAAACUCUACGUUAAUCAGGCCAAUGUUGCGGUGUCAUCCGACCAAAAGGGGCAUGUAUUUGCUAAAGCACUAAUGCCAGAUCAAUGUGAAUCCCUCGAGGCUGGGGGUGAUAUCAAUGCUAAUAUUUACUAUCGUGGAACUAUAGAUGAAUUAAAGCUGUGGUCUGUUGCGAAAUCACAUCAAAGUAUUAGCCUUGGUGUGUUUGAUAACAAACUAUUGGAUAAAAAUGGCUUUAUUUUGUACGAAGACUUUAACACUGCUUCUGAUAAAGGAGUUUUUCGUGCUUCAUGGGUGGCAGUAACGAAGAGUUUACCUGAAAUAGUCAAAUCUACCAUCCCAAGUGAUGCAAAUGACUUAACCAUCAGUAAGCCCCCCUGUGGUAGUACGGUCUGUGACAACCCUGAAGUCGUACGCAGUUAUGUUAAUAACACUCAUCUUCGAGAUCGUAAGGUUUUACGAUUCAGGAUUAUCAAUGUUAUGGAAAAUGAUGGAGGAAAUCCGAUCGUCACUCAAGAACAAAUACGACACCAAACGGAAAUCCUAAACAGUUCUUUCCAGCGAUAUAACAUCUCUUGGGAGCUUCAUGAGGUCAACGUGAAAAACACAUCGCUACGUCUUCGAACUGUGUUGUAUAUGUGUUCACCGAAGAAGAUUGGAGAUAUGGAAUGCAAUCCUGAAUGUGACUUUCCCAUUACAGGACAAGAUGGCGGUGAUUGUAUUAAAGCAGGUGGGUCUAGAUGCGACCCGUCUAAACGAGAUAACGGGAAAUGUGACCUUGAAUGUAACAGACAUGAUCAUCUGUGGGAUUAUGGAGACUGUUGCAACCCUAAGAUUACUCUUACACAUAAAACAUGUUUUGACCCUGCGUCACCCUACAGGGCUUACAUCAGUGUGCGCGAGUAUAAAACUCUUUUAAACUUUUCGAAUCAUCAGUACCUCAACGUUUAUUUUGCGCAGUGUGGGGACCAGUGUGAAGACAUCUUCCAUGGUUCAGCAACCUUCCCAUGGGAAAAAGCUGUUCAUAGUAAUCUAGGAGGCGUGAUUAUAAACCCGACUAAAUUUGGCCUCAAGGGGCAUUCUAAUGCAAUAAUCCAUGAGUUCGGUCAUAUGCUUGGAUUAUGGCACGUUCAUCAUGGUGUAUCAGAGUUAAGAUGCACUGAUGAAUGUUAUGAACACUUCCCAUCGAUGGAACUGGGUGAUUUGUGUUCUGAUACCAACCCAACCCCACGAAACAACAGGUGUAGAGAUCCAUCUCCACAGAAAACCGAAGGAAAUUGCAGAAAAAGAUACUACAAGGACACGCCGUUUAGGAACUACAUGAGCUACGCUGACGAUUCCUGUACAGAUUCGUUUUCUCCGCAACAGGUGGCACGAAUGCAUUGUUACAUCGAUCUGGUCUACCAAUCAUGGCAGCCAGAGAUAACAAAGCCUUCUUUCAUACCCCUCCCCCCUCGGGUUACAAGUGACUUUCCUGGGAGAGUCGCCAUAACGUGGAUCCCUCCUCUGGGUACAGGAGGUGAGAAUGCCAAGAACAUGUGUCAUUAUUGUCGAGAGAACAGUGUUUUACACCAGUACGCAGUUACAGCUUAUUCUCCCAUCUCGGACAAACCCAACGGCUUCUGGGCUCCACAUCAAGCUAUCGGAGCUCCCGAUGCAGACCCUUGUGAACUCUCUCCAAAGGCCUGGUCCCCUCUACGUAAGACCCCCUGGUGUGGUAGUAACUGUUACAUAGAGCUAGGGUUCAACGAGGCUAUCGUACCCACCAGCUUGUCAAUAUGGGUUUCUUGGCAUUCUAACGAAGGUAUUAGUGACAUCCAACUCUGGUUCGAAGAUUCGACUUUCAAGUCAUUAGGUAAUGCGACUGCGCAGUGCGACAAACCGCUGACCAUGGCCAUCAAGACCAACAAGAAAGUGUCCAAGGUGCGUGUUUAUGUGAGAGACUCAUUGACGUGCAUCGAUGCUGUGCAACUGACAUCGUCUGUGUUGCAUCCUAACUGCAUUCGCUGUAAACCACUAGAAUACCACGUGACUCGUGACCCGGCAUUUACAUCUGCCAAGCCAGUAAUCGUCAGGGAGACCAGGUUUAUAGACCAGUGUGUAAGCAUAAGGUGCGCCCAGAAACAGGGACUUCAUGGGCUCCCUGUGGUCAUAGAUACAGCGAUGAGGAUUACUGGCUUGACGUCGUGUUUGAACGGCCUGUUGUUCCCGCUGCUGUGGUGAUUUACAUCGCAGCGGACGGACAGACAACAUACAGUGAAUUCAUCAAAACUGUUGAGGCAGAAUUAAUCGAUACAAAUGGCAACAAACACCCAACAGGCAGUAAUCCAGUGAAUCUGUCUUGUAAGACUAACCCUGCUAUCAUCCCAGUACAACAUGAUAUGACUAAAGAAUUCUUCUACAGCCAGAAGGUUCGUAUCAAGUUCAGAUCCUUCAUGAUCGCCAUCGCAGGCGUCGCUCUACGCUCGCUUACUAAAGUCGAUCCAGUUGCCAUGGCAGCGUGUCGUCCAGACGAAGUUUUCAACCCUCGUACACAGAAAUGCCACAAAUACGCAUGCGUCAAACCAUCCUGUAAACCGCUGGUCAUCAAGCGCGGAACUAUCAAAUGCGAAGGCAAUGAAGAAGGUCAGCGGUGUACUGUGACAUGCGCAAAGGGUUAUCUUCCUCGAAGUUCCUUCAAAUUGCUUUGUUUGCAUGGGAAGUGGAGAGGAGCUGUGAAGAAGUGUCUCCCAGUGAAUUGUGGAAUACCAAAGAUCCCAAAUGCUAAACCAGAUUGUCCCAAAGGAACUCUCUUUGGUGCAGUUUGCACUUUUCAUUGCAUCCAACACGCCAAAAGGAACGGCAAGGACAACUCAAUAACAUGCGAAGACGACAACAAAUGGUCCGUACAGCGGUCAUUCUGUGUAAGCACAUGCGCACCUCCUACAGUCCCGUUGAACUCAGUACCUCUCUCGAAUAGCAAUACUUGUAUGGACGGCAAACAAAAGAGGUUUUACCCAGGGAUGGCUUGUAAAUUCCGUUGUGAACCUGGAUACAGACUUGUGAAAGACAGACGUUCGUCAUCACGAAAGACCUUAAAAAUACGUUGCACAAAAGAAGGCAAGUGGACUUUGAACUCUCGCUGCGAGCCAAUGACAUGUAAACUUCCUUCACCUCAUAUUCUCCGCUGGUAUAACUGUUCUAAUGGCAAUGUUCCUGGCAGUGUUUGUACUUCUUUAUGUCCCAGCGAAAAGACGCAUCAAGUCAAGUGUGGUAUCAACUUGGAGUGGAGUCCAAAAUUUAUCAAAUGCAAGUCAGCAAAGUCGUGCAGUAAACUAGAAGCUCCUGGUCUUAGCUUUGUUUGUGAUGAAUAUGGCUUGGAAGAAACUUGUAAAGUCAAAUGUUUGAAGCUCAACCAUGAUGCUGUCGUCAAGGGCGAAGAACACAAGUGGGAUGUGUCAAUCAAAUGCAAUGACAAACAUAACUGGGACCCAGAUCCCCGCAUGAUUAUCUGUCUUCCUAAGUGUGGCGUGGACAUCGGUGAUGGUUCAUGUGACAGACAAAAUAACAACAAGCACUGUCGGUGGGAUGGUGGGGAUUGUUGUCUCUCUACCUCUAAACGUCGCCUGGUCUUGCGAAUCCCACCCUGGUGUAAAGAAGACUGUGACUGUAAGGAUCCGGAUGCUAUUGAGAACAAGACUCCACGGCCUGGUAGUGGAGCAGGAAUAGGACCAGGCGAUGAUGAUGAUGAUGAUGAUGACAGCCCUGGUGAAAGUGAUGGUAAAAAUAGAUCGUAUAAAAUUGAAACCAAGCAAUAAUAACUUUACUCAGCAUGGGCUGUUCCUGUUCUGUCUACGGUAUCAAAACUAUUAAACGAUCAGAAAGUUGGUUUUUACUGAUGACGCAUACGCGUAAACAAGAGUCUCACGAGCUCGACACGCGCAAGCGCAAUCGUACUCCUUGUUUCAUUACUCUACAUAACGUUUCUAAAUCCUUCUAUAUCCUUUUGCAUACUUUUUUAUUGUCACGCAUUACGCCAUAUUGGUCUUAUACUGACCUUGCGUUACCAGUGAAAACGAAACUUUUAUUAUCCGUGACAUGUCACUUAUGACGCAAAUAUAAUUUGAUACAAAUUAUGACCUUGUCAGAAAAACCAGACAAAGACAAAGGGAGGCUAUCUAUGAUAUCAAUGAUUUUUGAUAAUUAUCUAAAAUGAAUUGCAUAAAUAUUGCAAUGCACAAUACUGUUGCUGUUGCAAUGCGAAUGCUAAAAUACUUUGGUGUGCAAAGACUUUCAGACAAUAUGGAGUCAAUAUUUAUCGGUGAAAUAGAUUUUAGGGGGCYAAUCAGAAGAAGAGUUUUUUGCGCGUUGCAUUAAUACUGUUUUAAAGGAACAGAUUUUACUUUGACUGAUUUGACAAGAUGUUGAUGUGCGUACUGCAUGUUACAUUACGGCAGCCAUGUUGGUGGACCUUUAACAAAACAUUCCACGUUAGCUUCUCUUGUUAUGUAGACCAACAUGGCUGUCAUGCCUUAGUCUUGUAUUACGAAUCUUGAGUGACUUUAAUGAUAUAUUUACAAACGGGAUUCUAUAUUCUUCCUAUUUCGGUAUUCAGAUAUUUUUCGAUGCAAUGUUGAUAAAUAAAGUAAUGAAAAUGUUCUGAGAAAGUAGAAAAUCUGUUGAACAAUAAUGAUUUCCACAAUGCAUUGGGUAACGGGGUUGAAUUUUCAUAACUAUACCUACAAAAUAUUAUAAUUAUUAAGUAUUAAAUUAUUGACCAUUAUCUUUUAAUCAUAACAAAAACUUGAUAAAAUCUUUUUAUCAAUUA